Cicer arietinum (chickpea) is the source of this 480-nucleotide messenger RNA. NCBI's taxonomy places the organism in Eukaryota, Viridiplantae, Streptophyta, Magnoliopsida, Fabales, Fabaceae. The record is from RefSeq and is a predicted model, not a curated record.
AUGAAUACAGAGGGAUGUGGUUUGUCUUCCACUCACUCCACUACUCCUCCUCUCUGCAUUGAUAAACUUAAGGAAGAGUUUUCUUGCUCUAUUUGUUUGGAUGUAUUUUUUGAACCAACCACCACUUUUUGUGGUCACACCUUUUGUAGAAAAUGUUUUCUAUCUAGCAUAGACAAGUAUACAUUGGGGUUUACAUGUCCUCUUUGCAGACAACAGAUAAGGAUAGAAGAAUCUUGUCAUGUGAACGUAGUUUUGUGGAACACAAUACAACUAUUGUAUCCUCAUGAAGUUGAAACAAAGAAAGCAAUUAUUGCUUCACAAGAAGCUAAUAAUAUGGAAAUAUGUGAAGAAAAUACACAUUCUUUGAGAUUAAUUUCAAUAGAAAACAUGCCCAUGGAUCUUUAUCUGGAUUUAGAGGCGUUACUUCGUCGGCUUGAAGCAAUAGGUUAUCAACCUCCUACUAACUUCUUCGGUGCUUAA